UUGUGAAACAUAUUUACAUUCAUCCAAAAAAAUGAUAAGAUUAGUGCACUAAGAGAUGGAAGUAUGUGAAUCACUUUAUUAAACAGUGAUAACAUUGAUAACAAUUUCGAAACACAAGUCAUUUAAUAAUCGUGACAAAUUAUUUAUAUAAAUACAUUGACUACAAAAAUAGACAUAAAAGAGUAUGAAAAUACUAAAAAUUAAGGUAUAAUAUGACGUGGAAUCCUUUAAAGAAGAAUCACUUAACACAAAGACCCACAUCAGCACCACCUCUGUUAUCUUCUGCAGAGGAUAGAGAGCUUGAGGUUGCAGUUCAAAGACUUAUUUCACAUUAUUUUUUUAAGUGUCGAAGAUACAAUUAGAAAACUGACGAAAGAAAUGAAAAAGUACAUAGAAGCUGUAGUAAACUUGGAUCGUGCAGACCAAAGACUAACGUUUAAUCUGACAACUUGUGGUCUGGUGCAUCUGAAUGAUGAAUUUAGAAAAAUAGUGGAAGAUUAUCACUCCGUUACUACCCAGGUUGGAAAAACGGUACAAGAAAUGGCAGCUCUUUGCCAAAAAACCUUUAUAGAACCUUUAAAAAAAUUACGAGACGAGUUUGCUCUAAUAGCUGCGGCAAUAGCCAAACGGGAAGAAUUAGUAACUACUUGGAAAUACAGUUAUAAUCGUCUUAAAAAGUUGCAAGAAAAAAAAGAUAAAAUGGCUAGUCAUACAGCAAAAGUGGAAAGAGAACGCAGAGCAGAAGAAGCGGCUGCAAAGGAUCUGAAGACUGUACAUAGCCAAUUACUUGUCGAAUUACCUUCAUUCUUAGACAAGAGAUUAGAAUACAUUAAGCCUAGCAUACAUGCUUUAAUCAUGGUACAGUUAGAUUAUUAUGGAAGCACGACAAAAUUAUUCACACACUUAAUGCCAGUUCCAAACGUUUCGGGAUCGCCGUCUAGUGCAAUGAUACCCGAGGAAGAAUAUCAACAAUUAGUGGCUAAUCAAAUGAACAAAAUAAGAGCUCUUACAAUUGUUAAAGAUCACUGAAAAUCGGUAGUAGUUUUAUAACAAAGGUUUCGAAGAAUUAAUGAAAAUUCAUAUAUCGAAGGUACUAAAUGCCGUGGAGUUAUCGUAGGUACGAAUGUA
This is a messenger RNA of Colletes gigas, 1128 nucleotides long. RefSeq names its product bridging integrator 3-like. Bases 379 to 1029 code for a protein of 216 amino acids. Gene Ontology annotation, molecular function: protein binding; lipid binding. Lineage: Eukaryota; Metazoa; Arthropoda; Insecta; Hymenoptera; Colletidae. The transcript has 4 exons. The record is from RefSeq and is a predicted model, not a curated record. Gene Ontology annotation, cellular component: cytoplasm; actin cortical patch. Gene Ontology annotation, biological process: actin cortical patch localization; plasma membrane tubulation; endocytosis.